Ostreococcus tauri is the source of this 981-nucleotide messenger RNA. RefSeq names its product Pseudouridine-5'-phosphate glycosidase. The transcript has a single exon. The record is from RefSeq and is a predicted model, not a curated record. Bases 1 to 981 code for a protein of 326 amino acids. Lineage: Eukaryota; Viridiplantae; Chlorophyta; Mamiellophyceae; Mamiellales; Bathycoccaceae. Gene Ontology annotation, molecular function: pseudouridylate synthase activity.
AUGGGUACGCGUGCGUCGAACGUCGCGUCGUCGUCUUCACGGGCGUCGCCGCGCGUCCCGCUGACGUGUUCGCGCGAGGUGGAGGCGGCGCUGCGAUCGGGCGCGCCGGUGGUGGCGCUGGAGUCCACGAUCGUGGCGCACGGGAUGCCGUUUCCGGAGAAUUUAAAGACGGCGCUGGAGGUGGAGGCGCUCGUGCGAACGCUCGGGGCGACGCCGGCCACGAUCGCGGUGAUCGAUGGUGUCGCCCGCGUUGGGCUGAACGAUUCGGAAUUGAAACGUAUCGCCGAGUUAGGGGAGCGGUGCGCCAAGGCGUCGAGGAGGGAUCUCGCGCACGCGUGCGGGACGGGAUCGACGGCGGCGACGACGGUGAGCGGAACCAUGGCGCUCGCGCGAAUGGCGGGUGUGGACGUGUUCGUCACGGGCGGGAUCGGUGGCGUGCAUCGAGGUGGGGAGAGCACGAUGGACGUGAGCGCGGAUUUGAUCGAGCUCGGACGGACGAAUGUGGCGGUGAUUUGCGCCGGGGUGAAGUCGAUUUUAGACGUGCCGCGAACGCUCGAGGUGCUGGAGACGCAUGGGGCGACGGUGUGCGCGUACGGCGUCGAUGAGUUCCCGGCGUUCUUCACGAGGACAAGUGGCUCGAGGGCUCCUUUGCGCGUCGAUACCCCGCUCGAAGCGGCGCGCGUGAUCGACGCCAGUUUGCGCCUAGGUUUGAGCAACGGAAGCGUCUUUGCGGUGCCGAUUCCAAGCGAACACGAGGCGCUCGGGCAAGUCGUCGAGCAGGCGACGAGUCAAGCCCUACGCGAGAUCGAGACGCGUAAGAUUAUCGGUAGGGAAGUCACGCCGUACGUCUUAAAGCGCGUGGCUGAGCUCACGGAUGGGGCUAGUCUCAAGGCGAACAUCGCUUUGGUGAAAAACAAUGCGCGAAUCGGCGCGGCAAUCGCAGUCGAGCUGGCAAAGUUGCGUAAAGGGGUGAGCGCGUAA